AUGACCUAUUCCGCAGAUAAUAUUAGCAUUAACACGCCUCCACCUUACCUUGCUUUGGCCAGCGAUGAAAAAUUGCCAGUCGUAUUAUCCAUCGCUGGAUCAGACCCUAGUGGUGGUGCUGGUCUGGAAGCUGAUGUAAAAACUAUCACAGCGCACAGAUGUUAUGCCAUGACAUGUGUGACCGCUGUGAGUGCUCAAACUCCGGCAAAAGUCUACAGUAUUCACAAAACACCAAAGGAUGUCGUAUCUCAAAUCUUGGAAACCAAUUUACAAGACAUGAAAUGUGAUGUUAUCAAGACCGGUAUGCUUACUAUACCUGCUAUUGAGGUUUUGCACGAAAAGUUGUUACAGCUUGGUGAAAAUAGACCUAAACUGGUAGUCGAUCCAGUCUGCGUUGCUACUUCUGGUUCUUCAUUAGCUGGCAAGGAUGUGGCCAGUUUAAUUAGGGACAAAAUUGCUCCUUUUGCAGACGUCUUGACUCCCAAUAUUUCAGAAUGUUUCAUACUAUUAGGCGAAAACAGAAAAAUUAAUAAACUGCAAGAUAUUUUUCAGAUAGGUAAGGAGCUUGCCUCAAUCACUAAAUGUGCCAAUAUCCUAGUGAAAGGUGGCCAUAUUCCAUGGGGUGACGAAGGUGAAAAAUACAUUACCGAUGUUCUUUACUUAGGCGCCGAACAAAAGUUUAUCGUCUUUGAAGGUAAGUUCGUCAAUACCACGCACACCCAUGGUACCGGAUGCACUCUUGCUUCUGCCAUUGCGUCCAACCUAGCUCGUGGUUAUUCUCUUCCUCAAUCUGUUUACGGUGGUGUUGAAUACGUCCAAAAUGCCGUCUCCAUUGGCUGUGAUGUCACCAACCCACGGAUCAAGGAUAAUGGCCCAAUAAAUCAUGUCUAUGCUAUAGAAAUCCCACUAGAAAAAAUGAUUACCGAUGAAUGCUUUUCCGCACCAGAUGUCUUACCUAAAAAGCAAGUUGCAAGUGCUGCUGACAAAAUUCCAGGCGGCAAUUUUUUCGAAUACUUGAUCAAUCACCCUAAAGUUAAGCCACACUGGGACUCAUAUGUGAACCACGAAUUUGUUAAAAAGGUGGCUGACGGUACAUUAGAGCGUAAGAAGUUCAAAUUCUUUAUUGAACAAGAUUAUCUAUACUUAAUCAAUUAUGCUAGAAUUUCCUGCAUCGCAGGUAGUAAAUCUCCAUCUCUAGAAGAUUUGGAAAAGGAGCUAGUUAUUGUCGAAUGCGUCCGUAAUGGGCUUACUCAACACGAAAGAAGAUUAAGAGAGGAACUUGGAGUUAAAGAUCCUGACUUCUUGCAAAAAAUUCAGAGAGGUCCUGCAUUAAGAGCUUACUGUCGCUACUUUAAUGAUGUUGCGAGAAGAGGUAACUGGCAGGAAUUAGUUAUAGCCCUUAAUCCUUGUCUGAUGGGCUAUGGUAGUGCUUUAACCAAAAUUGAGGGUAAAGUAACCGCAGCCGAGGGCUCUGUUUAUCGUGAAUGGUGUGAAACUUACUCAUCAUCAUGGUGCCACGAAGCCAUGCUUGAAGGUGAAAAGCUGUUGAACCGCAUCUUGAAAACGUACCCUCCAGAGCAACUUGAUACAUUGGUGACGAUCUAUGCUGAAGUUUGUGAAUUGGAAACUAAUUUCUGGACUGCCGCCCUAGAAUAUGAAUGA
This is a messenger RNA of Saccharomyces eubayanus, 1662 nucleotides long. RefSeq names its product bifunctional hydroxymethylpyrimidine kinase/phosphomethylpyrimidine kinase (gene THI21). The transcript has a single exon. Gene Ontology annotation, molecular function: hydroxymethylpyrimidine kinase activity; phosphomethylpyrimidine kinase activity; thiaminase activity. Gene Ontology annotation, cellular component: cytosol. NCBI's taxonomy places the organism in Eukaryota, Fungi, Ascomycota, Saccharomycetes, Saccharomycetales, Saccharomycetaceae. The record is from RefSeq and is a predicted model, not a curated record. Gene Ontology annotation, biological process: thiamine biosynthetic process. Bases 1 to 1662 code for a protein of 553 amino acids.